Molecule: messenger RNA, 1257 nt
Organism: Mycena indigotica
Lineage: Eukaryota; Fungi; Basidiomycota; Agaricomycetes; Agaricales; Mycenaceae
Product: Septin-type G domain-containing protein
Exons: 7
Coding region: 1-1257 (418 amino acids)
Biological process (GO): cytoskeleton-dependent cytokinesis
Cellular component (GO): cell division site; cytosol; septin ring
Molecular function (GO): GTPase activity; GTP binding; molecular adaptor activity
Source: RefSeq, a predicted model, not a curated record
AUGACAGUCCAGGACUCCCUCUCCUCUCCCGUGCCCGUUGUACGCAAGAGAAUCACCGGCCAUGUCGGUUUCUCAAACUUGCCUAAUCAAGUCCGACGGAAGAGUAUCAAGGAUGGCUUUCAACUCACUGCAAUGGUCGUCGGAGAAUCCGGGCUUGGUAAAUCGACUCUGAUAAACACGCUCUUCAAUUUGGCUAUCUGUCCACCUCGAGAAUCCCUGCACCCAGCAGCGGAACGACCUAAAACUGUAGCCAUCGACAACAUUCACGCUGAUAUCGAGGAGAAUGGCGUGAGGUUGCGAUUGACUGUCGUGGAUACCCCUGGCUUCGGGGACUUGGUCAAUAAUGGUUCUUGCUGGGACCCGAUACUGAAAACCAUCGAAGAUCGCUACGAAGCGUAUCUAACCCAAGAAAAUAGUGUCAAACGCAAGAAGAUAAUCGACACAAGAAUACACGCCUGCAUCUACUUCAUUCAACCCAGCGGUCACUCGCUAAAGCAAAUUGAUAUCGAGUUCAUGCGACGGCUACACGAAAAGGUCAAUCUUAUCCCUGUCAUUGCAAAGGCGGACACUAUGACGGAAGACGAAGUCGCGGACUUCAAGGAGAGGAUUGUUUCCGACCUUGCAUUCCAUGGGAUUCGUAUCUUCCAAGCACCAAUCUACGACGAAGAAGACGAGGAGAACAUUGCCGAAACGGAAGCCAUUGCUCGUGCGAUUCCGUUUGCUGUUGUCGGGGCAGACCCAACCAAGACGUUUCGCGCCUCAAACGGUCGGCUUAUCCGUGGUCGGGGUUACCCUUGGGGCAUAGUCGACGUCGACGACCCGUCCCACUGCGACUUUAUCCUGCUUCGCCGGAUGCUCGUUCACUCGCACAUGGAAGCGCUGCGAGAACGGACUGCUGAUGUGCUCUACGAGACCUGGCGCACACAACGAAUGCUUGAACUGGGCGUGGCACAAGAUCAUUCCGUCUUUGACGAAGUCAGCCCUGCUGAUCGACUGCGAGAAGACCGUAUUAUGCAUGAAGCCAAGCUUGCCAAAAUGGAGGCCACGAUGAAGGAGAUUUUCCGUGAAAAGGUCGAGCUGCAAGAGCAGAAACUGAAGCAAUCAGAGGUCGAGCUCUACGCGCGUCACACAGAGAUGAAGGAAGCGAUGACCAAACAGUGGAACCAACUGAUGGAGAAAAAGAAGCAACUCGAAAGCGGUUCUUCAGAUGUAGUGAGUUAUUCCUUUUAUUGGGUGGUGCAUGGACUGACAGUAUAA